Molecule: messenger RNA, 1122 nt
Organism: Echinostoma caproni
Lineage: Eukaryota; Metazoa; Platyhelminthes; Trematoda; Plagiorchiida; Echinostomatidae
Source: the annotation of a GenBank genome assembly
AUGUUGGACCUUCAACAAAAACGAGAAGAUUUGUUACGGGAGAUUCAUGAGAAGCGCGCCAACGCGAGAGCUGGCCAUACUGCCGAUAAUGGUGAAGAUGAAGAGGAAUUGGACGACGAAGUGGAUAUCGAUGAAAUGUUGGCCAAUGAUAUUGAUGAAGCGGAAGAAGAAGCUAAUAUGGAAGAGGAAGAGACUGAGGCAGAUGCAGUGGAUCGUUUGACGGAAGAAAUAACUGAACGAUACGAUGAGCAGUCGGAAAAUUUGAGUGAUUUGCUGGAACAAUUCGAGGAACUAUCUGUGCCGAAAGUGGAAAUAGAUACCGGUGGAAAAUUAACUUGGGUACGAUACAGACUGGUCAAACGAUUGACCGCUAUACUUUCAAAUCGGCAAUCGCUUUUUGAACGUGUCUAUCCAGUCACACCGAAAAUAGCUGAACGUUUAAUCGCCAACGGUUAUCGAUUUCCCAGUCGUUUCGGACGUUGGUGUCCCGUAACCCAAUUGCAGCGAAACGCAUGGAUACUUCCGGUUCCAGUUCCGCCAGUACGUGUCCCUAACGCCAAAUGGAUUGGUGCACUGCCUGGGGUACCAGGUGAAACACUCCCACAAUCCAAACCAACAACGUGUGCCGCUAUCUAUCGAGAUAAUGUGUAUUGGUUCAAAACACCGGCGGCUCGAACCCUUUUCAGUAAGAAUCCACUGAAAUAUGUUCAAUCUCAACCAGAUCCACCGGUCCCAGUCCCGCUGCGUAUGCUCAUUCUAGGGCCACCGAAAUCGGGGAAAUCCACAUUGGUAAAACGGUUGGUCCAAGAACUUGAAAUUCCGGCAAUCCACACUGUGGAUGUGAUCCGUUGGAUUUUACACGAUCCGAGCCACGCGUUCACAAGUCUGGCGGAAAAAAUACGAGUUCAAUUGGAGAACGGGAAUGCGAUUCCAGACACACUGAUUGCAAGCGCGAUUCAAGUGCUUACUAUGAAUUCUGUCUACUACACACGCGGUUUCAUCAUCGACGGUUAUCCAAUCACUAUGGAACAGGCUCAGUUACUCAACUUCGAAGGCAUUCGUCCCGGUUUGGUGAUCGAGUUGGCCAUUGCAUCAGAGGCGGACAAGUAUGUACCGUUUUGA